Molecule: messenger RNA, 2241 nt
Organism: Trichoderma breve
Lineage: Eukaryota; Fungi; Ascomycota; Sordariomycetes; Hypocreales; Hypocreaceae
Product: glycosyl hydrolases family 31 domain-containing protein
Exons: 5
Coding region: 1-2241 (746 amino acids)
Biological process (GO): carbohydrate metabolic process
Molecular function (GO): carbohydrate binding; hydrolase activity, hydrolyzing O-glycosyl compounds
Source: RefSeq, a predicted model, not a curated record
AUGACAAAGUUUAGAGAUGGCAUGUGGCUUCCCAUAGAGGGGAAGAGGACGGAAUAUGCAGAGGAUGUAUAUACCAUCACGAAGCGGGCGGAUGGUCGAGCGCUAUCAUUACUAUGUCCGACGAAGCAGGUUCGUUCGCGGGGUGAUACUCUAAACCUGCCUACUGUGACACUUGACAUUGAAGCUGUUUUUGAUGGCGUGAUUUCUGUCGAAGCCACUCACUGGUCUGGAGCUGCAAAGAAGGGGCCUGACUUCGAUCUUUUCCCUCAAGGAAAGCCUCAGGACGAUGCUAGUAUUUCUGUGUCAGGCAAAGGGACGACAAUUGCGUCAGGAUCUGCCUUAACAUCACUACAAAACCGCAGCGUGGGGUUUGCUUAUGGUCCAGCGCCUAGCACCCCUCUUCAGCUUGAUGAUAUGAGAAACUUUGAUCACUAUAUGUUCACGCAAACAACACUUAGCGUGGGGGAGACUGUACACGGACUUGGUGAACGGUUUGGCGCAUUCAACAAAGUGGGUCAGAGCGUCACUCUAUGGAAUUCGGAUGGUGGCACAAGUUCUGAACAGGCCUACAAGAACGUAUCGUUCUGGCUUAGCAGUCGGGGAUAUGGCGUCUUCAUCGAUACUCCAGACAAAGUUGACCUGGAAGUUGGAAGCGAACGCUCAUGCCGGGUACAAACCAGCGUCAAAGGUCAGCGUCUCAAAUGGUAUCUGAUUUACGGGCCCUCGCCAAAGGAGGUUCUGUAUAAAUACACCACUUUGACUGGUAGGGCGGGAAGAGUCCCGGCCUGGAGCUUCGGUCUCUGGCUUUCUACAUCAUUCACAACUAGUUACGAUGAAAAGACCGUCAGUUCAUUUCUCGAGGGCAUGGCAGCUCGCGAUAUUCCGGUCGAGGUGUUUCACUAUGAUUGCUUCUGGCUCAAAGCAUUCCACUGGUGCGAUUUUGUUUUUGAUACGGAAAUGUUUCCAGAGCCUGCAAACAUGGUAAGCCGCCUCAAGGCUAGCGGUCUGGUCAACAAGGUAUGCGUCUGGACGAAUCCAUAUCUCGGCCAGGCUUCGCCUGUUUUCAAGAUGGCAGCAGAGAAAGGCUAUCUAUUAAAGAGAAAGAAUGGUGAUGUCUGGCAGACGGAUCUGUGGCAAGCGGGAAUGGGAAUUGUGGAUUUUACGAACCCUGAAGCUACAAAGUGGUUUGUUGGCUGCAUGGAAGCUCUCUUCGACACCGGUGUCUCUGCUAUUAAGACGGACUUUGGCGAAAGAAUCCCGGUCAAUGAGGAUAUACAGUGGCAUGACCCAAACGUGGACCCCUCAAAGAUGCAUAAUUACUACUCCUUCAUCUACAACAAGGUGGUGUAUGAAGCUCUACAGAGGCGCCACGGCAAAUCUGAGGCCGUUGUCUUUGCAAGAGCAUCGACAGCAGGUUGCCAAAGAUUUCCUCUACAAUGGGGCGGAGAUUGCGAGUCGACUCCUGAAGCAAUGGCUGAGUCACUCCGCGGCGGCCUGUCUCUUGGUCUAUGUGGCUUCUCUUUUUGGAGCGUGGAUAUUGGAGGCUUUGAGGGCUACCCAUCACCGUGGAUAUACAAACGAUGGGUUGCCUUUGGCUUAUUAACAUCACAUAGCCGUCUUCAUGGUAGUAACAGCUACCGUGUUCCGUGGACGAUUGACAAUGACGACCCGGGAGAACAGAGCUGCGCGAAGACGUUGGCAAGAUGGACUGCUUUAAAGGCCCGCCUCAUGCCUUAUUUAUAUGCGCAAGCGGCGGAAUCUAUUGCAGGCGGUCUUCCGCUAAGUGUUCGCGCCAUGUGCUUAGAGUUUCCGGAAGACCCAACCUCGUGGUAUCUUGACCGCCAGUUCAUGCUUGGAUCCAAAUUACUGGUGGCUCCAAUUUUUGAAGAGACUGGAGAAGUUGAAUUCUACUUGCCCGAAGGUCGAUGGACGAACUUUUUCACUGGGGAAGUGAAAUCCGGACCUAGGUGGGUGAAAGAGAAGCACGACUUUGAUACACUGCCACUUUACGUCCGCGAGAACACGAUAUUAGUUUUAGGCAAAGAAGGCGAGCGGCGGACGGUAUACAACUAUCUUGAGGACGUUGAAGUUCGUUUGUAUCAAGUCAGCACUGGGGCUGUUCAUAAGCUGGUGGAUAGCGAGGGCAACGAAAAAGGCACGUUAACAAUCGAUGCCAACAAUGCUAUUGCAGGUCAAAAUCUUCUCCAAGGCAAUCCGAGUAUUCAGAUUAUAUCUAAAUAA